AUGGCCUUGAACUACUCCAGCACGCCUCUUUGCCAACGAUUCAGAGAUUUGGACUUGACGCUGGUUCAGCUGUCGGCUGCUGGACUGAGUGUUGGAUUGGGGGCCCGAAAGGUGUUUGAACUGUUGAAAAGUCGUUUCAGCAUGGAUGGGUAUCUGUGCGAUCCAGAACGAAGAACGCAGAUUGGUUCAAAUAGUCCUUCCAGUGGCAGCUAUGGCUCUGGCAGCAAUAGUCAGUGGGUCAACCCACCAAGAAUGCAGGACCCCGAUCAUGCAGUUGUGUUGUCAGAGUCCUUCUUCUUGACUCUCUGCAUGCUGGUUACUGAAUUGCCCCCACCACCACCUUCCUCCGAGAAGGACGACACUUGGUUGCGACUGAGUAUUAGAAGAGAGCUCAUUCACGCGCUGGUUGCAGAAGCGCGAUCUCACAGUGAAGCCAUGGCGGCUGCGUCGUGUGCUGUGAGUCGGAGAGACGAGAGUGAUGGCACUGCUCUCUCAAGCGGAGGCGGGAGUUUGUUUCGAGAGGCGUUUUCGGAUGUACUGCAAGAGAUCGGAAAGCAGAAAAGCCAAGGGUCAUCUCGAGUUUCAUCUGGUCCGCCAGCGUUCGAACUGAAGGCAAAGUUUUGUGACGAAUACGACCCGACUUUCUUCCACUUGCGUCGCCCAGAACAUCAACACGCAAUGGAUGUCGUUGCAAGACUUCGUAAAACAAAAUCUGGAGAAGACGAAGCUGGAGACGCCUUCUGUUUACCCCUCGUGUGCGCUCCGCCCAAAGCACACCCUCGCUUCCUUCCGUGCAGGCUGUUACUUCAUUUGCAAGGAAUGGACGCUGCUCUGCGUCGUGCCCUUCUUUUUGCAUUGACUGGCGGUUCUUGGCUGCCUCCAUCAGAGCCUGAAACCGACGCUUGUCUGGAGGACGCCGAAACCAGCCCAGAGCAACCGGCAGGUGCUGAGUCCAGCACUGUGCCGAGACAUGGUGAUGUUCCGGCAAUUGCGUUUGGAGGUCGUAGAUCCCUGAGCACUCCUUUGGCCUCUACUUCGUCUUCCUUCAAACGAUCCUUGAGCGAGGGGGACAGGCCACCUCCUUUCUCUCCCGACGUUGUGGCGGCUUCAUCAGUCUCGUUCUUAGAGGUCUUGCAGCUCUUGACGCUUCAAGUACACACACUGGAAGAAUGCGCCUCGCUUCAUCAUUCAAUAUCUGAUUUGGAUGACGAAGCAAAGCUGUUUUCUGCCGGGCUGUCCAUAAACUCAUAUCUUGGUCGCCUUGUGCAUGUGCCUGACAGCUUGGCAGGUAUUUGGGCUUUCCGUCCUCACCCCCAUGGGCCUUUGACUUCAAGUGGCAGUGGUGCCAAUCGCGGAGCCAUUCUCGGUCUCUUGAUUGCUUUGUACGAACAUCGUUCAGAUCAUGGCGCCAUUCUUGAUUCAGGUGGUGGCAAGGAUUACGGGCAAGGUGACAGCGACCAUGGCGGUGCACGUGCUCUUGCGUCAAGUGGCUUGAAGUGGCUUCUGCGAUUUGUCAAUGCUCUGGUCGACGGGGCUCACAGUGUCGGUGCCGCUGUCAAGAGUGCCACCACGGGUGUUCCAGUGAAUCGGUCGUCACAGUCUGCUAACGAAAAUGAGACAGUAUGGACAAUAGACGAAAAAAUCCGAUCUACCAUCCGUGGGAUGCUGUCGGGUCUUCCAGAGCUCUGGCCGGCCCCUCGAGAACCCGGCUCGACGAAUGAGGGCAAAACCAAUGACAAGGCUGGAGGGGGGAAUGCCCUGGACGAUGCCGAUGACGAAGAGGAGCGGACCUGUGCAUUAUUUGCCGAUGCGAUGACACCUAUGGAGAAAACAAUGGCCCACUCGGUUAUUUGGGCCACGUGCAACGAAGUACCGCGUCGUCGGAACAUGGGAUGCCAACUUCGCGAAUCGGAAGCAAUGGAUUCAAGGCCGCUGUCUUGUCUCCCUCGAGGGAGUAUUGUCACGGUGCUCAAGAUUGCCAUGCUCGACAAAUACGAUAUCCUCUCGCGUCGAGUGCUUGUGAAACAUGUGUCAAUCAAGCCACAGGAGAAUGACCUAUUGACAGAAGGCUGGGCAAGCGUGCAGUCUUCGCAAGGAUACAUCAUUUUGAGCCCUCUGGCUUCUGUUUGCUACACGAACUCCCGUUGGGGAGGUACUCGGCCAAUCAUACGACAGUGCGGGCAUGCGGCGCAUCUGAAGUGUGUUGAAGCACAUACUUUGUCUCUACAUCAGCGCGCGGCUGGAGAGCAGCCUUACGACGGCCGCUUCGCGGCGAAUAUCGACGACGGGGAAUUCCUUUGUCCGCUUUGCAAGCAACUGUCGAAUAUUUUAAUUCCACGUGACAACUUCGUGGACGUAGCUCCUUCCGAUAAAUCAGGUGAAGUGACCAUGCAGGACGCAGAUCCUGCUCCUGCUUCAGAUGGCAAGACGGGCACUCUCAGGAGUGGAGAACCGUUUUCGUCUUUCCAUGACAAGAUUGCCAUGGGAGCAAACUGCACUGCAAAAAGGUUGAAAGUCAUCGGAAAGGAAGCCCUGAAAGAUUUCGGAGCACAUCUGUUCCAAGCUAUGGAUGUGCCGUGGGAACGCCAACUAGGUUGGAGGAGUCAAAACCAGCUGCACCCGGCUAUACUGCGCUGGGACUAUGAGGAAGAAGACGACCCCGACGAUGACAACAAGGACGGCGACGCAGCACCAAAGGAAGCUCCACAUGGGAAGAGCAUACUGAGACUACUGCGUCAGCAACAUAUUGCAUGGGCGGCCCUUGGUCAUAGCGCCGCGGCACUUGAGGCAUCUACAAGAGGAACUGAAGAAGUGCUUCCGUUCGGUACAAUGGUGAACACUUCGGACCCAUGGUCGGAUUUCAAGGCAGAAGAGAAAGACAAACAUCCCAUGCUGCUGGAACUUAAGCGAACGGUUGCAGGAGUUUCUGGGUUGUAUGAAGUGCUCGUCGACGAAGUUUCCAGCGAGCUCGGCUUUGAGAAGUUAGAUUCCAAGACCCCUUCGAUUGUUGGGGUUCUGCUUGCCGACAUCUUCGAUGGAAACAAUUGGUUCCACACUCUGUCUUCUGAUCAGAACAUUGACAAGGACACGCUGAUGCUUUGGAGUAAGCUCACGGGUCUCAUGGCUUCAAUCCCUUGCCACGUUGCAAGAGACGGGCAAAUUUCAAAGCGUUCCGAGGCGAGGGCUUCCGCUGCUGCAAUGUGGACUGUAAAGGGUCUCGGCACUCAACGGAGGAAGAGAACCGACCCCCCUGCACCACUUGCAGUAGCCAAAGUGUUUGACAGCAUCAAGAAAAAGUACGAACCGGCCGAUGUUAACCCAGGCUGGGGAACGCUUGAUCCACAGGGUUGUGGAUCCGAUCCACGAACACCAUUUCGCCCUGCUGUCGCCAGUGCUUUUCUUUACACGCCUCUCCUGGCGUGGGAUUUGAGCACGUUUUCUGGGGCCAUGUUUUCUGCGGUUCUUGUGAACGACGUUGCUGCACUCCCAACAAGCAAAGAGCUAUUGUACCUUGCGCAAUCACUACUUGUCUCAAGAAUGAUCCAGGCAAUCAUCACGCCCGGGGGGAUUGUUCCAGGCUCUGAAAUGGAUAUAGAUGGUGACGGCAUGGAGUGGCCACAGCAGGAUAUCCAAAGGGAGGGUUCUGCCUUGCUGCAGCUGGCAACCCGCUGCAGAAAUAAAGUGACGGAAGUAGCUUUGCAGGGCUCUACUUUCCUUGACGACCUCGCAUCAGUUGAGGCGUUGCCGAUGUUUUCGUCGGUUGGUGAAGCGCUACUUCCCUUGUCAAGAUCCAUCAUAUUACUCUUGCGAGCUUGCACCGGAGUUAUCAGAGAAAGGCAACGCCUGUGCCAGAUAGAACCAGCAAAAGAGGAUGAAUUUGACCAACGGUUGGAUACUGUCGUGUACAGUUCCGAUAUUAUGUCAUCUGAUGAUGGAUUCCUUGUGUACAAAGCCAUUGGUGGGCCUCUUCCGUCAUCCAUAUUGCAGGAAUCCAAUCCCUGGUGGACCAAGAUCACCAAGUGGUUAAUUGCGGUUUCAAUCUGGGAAGCUCACCAUGGGUCGAGCGGAAGAAAUGUUGUUCCAUUGAUUGCUAAUAUCGCUGGCGUCUCUCCACGAGACCCUACGAUUACGGUGUCGAAUCGCCUUACGACUGCCGACAACAAGGAUGUGAACAUGCGAGCUGUGGAUGGAACUGUCAUGGAAUCCAAGCUUAACGAUGCUGUCACUACUAACAGUGUUGGUGUCAAGAGCAGCUCGGUAGAUCACAAUGGCUCAAUCGAAGAUAUGAACGAAUCGGAUGACGACGAAAUUGUGGAAGGAAUGGAGUUGGACAAUGAGAUCCCUGUCGUGGACCUACCUGACUCGGUGGCUGGGCAUGAUGCGCCGGCUGCAAGGCAAGGGCAGUCGGGGUCUCAAUUUCGAUCGGAGGAUUCAUCCGAAGAAGGCAGCCACUCCGAUCUCAAAGAUGAAGGGGGCCAGUCGGACCGAGAGUUUGCCUACGUUUCUAGGUCUCCAAUCAUUUCCUACCAACCUAGCGUAUUGGGCCUUGUGGGUAUUGGAGCCAUCAGACAAGGCACAUUUUUUGAGUCUCAAUCGGCGAACUCGGUUAUGUCAGACCUUAGCCACCUUGGACUACUGCAUUCAAGAGAAAUUCCAACUUUCAGCCUGGUGCGACUACCAAGUUCCUUCGUCGAGCUUUAUAGUAUCGUCAACAAAGUCAAAGGGAGGGACGAGACCAACUUGGUCGAUGAAUCUGAUGAUGUGAGCACCUCUGAAACAGCGAUUUGCCUGGUUUCAGGAACCGUCUUGAGGUCUGGAUCCACUCGUCGUUCCUUCUCGACCAGAGCGGCACGCCCACCUGGUGCUUGUACACUUCAUGCCAGAAAGACUGGAUCAGGAAUUGGAAUAUUCUUCCUUGUUCAAAAAUGUACAGUGCUGCUAAUGCAUAACAACAAGUCAGCCUACUCUGCGAGUCUGUAUGUUGACGAGCACGGGGAGGAAGAUCCGGGGUUGAGAAGAGGACGCCCUUUGUUUUUGAACCAGGCUCGAUACCGAGCAUUGGAGGUCUUGUGGAGGCAGCAGGGAAUUCCUCGUGAGGUGGCUCAGAUCCGCUCAACUUCAGAUAGAGUCAUUCGCGAUAACUGGUACUAA
Molecule: messenger RNA, 5151 nt
Organism: Seminavis robusta
Lineage: Eukaryota; Bacillariophyta; Bacillariophyceae; Naviculales; Naviculaceae
Source: the annotation of a GenBank genome assembly